AGGGUUUUCAAAAAAAAAAAAAUGCUCCCGAGUGUGUUUUGUGAAUAAUAUCCAUUCAUCGAUAUCAAUCUGAAUGCAACCCAUUACAUCGCAUCGCAUCGCAGCGGCGUUUAUGUUAGGUACCAAAACAACAAAGCAAUAGCACACAAAGAGAAAACGCAAUCUACCGAGAGCAUUUAUAAAUUAUUGCGGUCCAUUCAAGCAGGCAGUCGUCCCCCAACAGAGAAUCCUUCCAAAACAGUGUUUGUGCGCAAUCAAUCGACCCAGACCAGACCCACGGAGUUUAGUGAAACACCCCACACCAUACAUCCCAUCAAAUCAAGCCCCAGCGGUCUCUCGCACUAUGAAAAUCACAGUGACUGCCUCCGAUGAUCGGCUUUUCUGCUUGGACGUGUCCCACGAUCUCGAGCUGGAGAACCUCAAAGCCCUCUGUGCGAUGGAGAUCGGGGCCGAUGUCGAUCAAAUUAUCGUCCGCUUGAAUGGCCGGGAGCUGACGAACAACAAGCAUUCGCUGCAGCAGUGCGGCGUCAACGAUGGGGACUUUAUCAUGCUGGAGCGAAGAAGGCCCAACAAUCGCGCAGGGGGUGCCAACAAUCCGGUAAUAAGUGGACUGGACUUUAGCAGUAUCGCUGUGCCGGGAUCCAGUGCAACGACCAGUGGCGGUAGCCCACCCUCAAUGCCCAACCCCAGCCUGGGAGGAGUGGCAGGAUGGGGUGGACUGGGAGCAGGCAACAGUUUGCAGCAGCAGCAGCAACAACAGCAGCAGAUGCAGAACCUAACAGACAUCCCAAUGACGGACGAUUUCAAUGUGAACUUCGAAGACGAUCCGGCGACGGUGAGGCAGUUGUUAUUGUCCAGCCCGGAUACACUGGCCCUGCUGAGGGAGUAUAAUACGCGGCUAGCGGAGGCCCUCGAUUCGGGGGAUCCGGACACGUUUGCCCGGGCUCUCAGGGAGCAUGUGACGGAGCGGAAGCGGCGCAACGAUCAGCGGGUGCGAAUGCUGACAGCGGAUCCGUUCGAUGAGGAGACGCAGCGUCUGAUUGCUGAGGAGAUAAAGCAGAAGAACAUUCAGGACAAUAUGGCGGCGGCCAUUGAAUACAAUCCGGAGAUCUUCGGCAUGGUCACGAUGCUCUACAUCAACUGCAAGGUAAACGGUGUGCCGGUGAAGGCCUUCGUUGACUCUGGAGCCCAGACGACAAUCAUGAGCAAGGACUGUGCCGAAAGGUGUCACGUGAACCGGCUGAUUGACACGCGCUGGAAUGGUGUCGCCAAGGGUGUGGGCACUCAGCCCAUUCUGGGCAGAAUCCACAUGGUUCAGCUGCAGAUCGAGAACGAUCAUUUGACGUCCAGCUUCACCGUUCUUGGCCAACAGCCCAUGGACAUGUUGCUGGGUCUGGAUAUGCUCAAGCGUCAUCAGUGUCUCAUCGAUCUGCAGAGGAAUCUUCUGAUUAUUGGCACCACCGGAACGACAACACCAUUUCUACCCGAAAGCGAGCUACCGGUUGGGGCCCGGCUCACGGGCAAUCCAGACGAGCAGACCGAACAGCAGGCGAUUGCCGAGGCCAUGGAGCAGAGUCGGAAGGAGGGUGCCUCCACAUCCGCAUCCGCCUCGGCAGGGCAGGGCGCGAAUACCAUCCAGCCAAUGGAUCGAUUUACCGAGCAGGAUGUCAGCGAUCUCAUGGCCCUCGGCUUUCCGCGCCGCGAUGUUCUCAUUGUGCUGAGGCAGUGUGGUGGCAAUAAGCAGGUGGCGAGCUCACUUCUGCUCAGCCGCAACGAGGCAGCCGGUGGCGGACUUAGCUGAACUCGGGCUGGAGCCCCCUGUCCCCCCAUACCCAAGCUCUGCCCAUCCCACCACAAACGCCACAGACACCUCCUCCUACUCCGCCUCCUCCUACGCACCACAAUUCACUCCUAUGGGAUCAAUCGUAACAAAAACAACAUGAAAACCAACACAAGGAUAUGAUGACGAGCAAUCACAGCCAGCUAGCCAGCCAGACAGACAGACACGACAGACAGCCAGCCACUAUAUUCCGUUUCAACGAAAUACUCUGAGCAAUACCAAAACGAAAAUGGAAAAUGGAUAAAAUUAAAUUUGUAAUUUAGGGAAAUUUUUGUAAACUAAUUAUGCCUCUUUUUUAUAUGAAUCGUUAUACACAAUAGCUAAAUAGUAGGAUGAGUAUGCAUUUGGGCGACGCGCGACACCCUCCUCCAAAACACACACGAGAGGACGCGAAUAGUAGGGU
Drosophila obscura is the source of this 2243-nucleotide messenger RNA. It is a transcript of the gene rngo, whose product is annotated as protein DDI1 homolog 2. The record is from RefSeq and is a predicted model, not a curated record. Gene Ontology annotation, biological process: proteolysis. Gene Ontology annotation, molecular function: protein binding; aspartic-type endopeptidase activity. The coding region runs from base 344 to 1801 and encodes 485 amino acids. NCBI's taxonomy places the organism in Eukaryota, Metazoa, Arthropoda, Insecta, Diptera, Drosophilidae. The transcript is spliced from 4 exons.